GGCUGUGAGUUUCAGGUGGGCAUGAAGUUGGAGGCGGUGGACAAGAAGAACCCUGGACUGGUCUGCGUGGCCUCUGUUGCUGAUGUCAUUGACGACCAUUUCCUGGUUCACUUUGACAAUUGGGACGACAGCUACGACUACUGGUGUGACAGCAGCAGUCCUUACAUCCAUCCUGUUGGCUGGUGUGAGAAGGAGGGACGACCUUUGACUGCUCCACAGGGUCAUCCAAACCCUGAAAACUUUGUGUGGGAGGAGUAUCUGCAGGAGACUUCUUCUGCUGCUGCUCCCAGUUCAGCUUUCACUCUGAGAGCUCCACAUGCUUUCCAGGUGAACCACAGGCUGGAGGCCGUCGAUAGGAGAAACCCUAUGCUUCUCCGUGUCGUCACAGUGACCGACACAGAAGACUACAGGAUAAAGAUCCAUUAUGACGGCUGGUCGUCACAGUUUGAUAUUUGGCUCGACAGCGACCACUGCGACCUGCAUCCUGUCGGCUGGUGUCAGCGCACAGGACACCCCCUGGAACCACCCCCAGGUUCGUCCCCUCUGUCCUCCCCCUCUCAGGGAGUGUGUCCCACUGCGGGUUGCCGAGGAGUCGGACACAUUAAAGGAGCCAAAUACACAGGACACCACAGUGCCUUUGGGUGUCCAUACUCAGACAUUAACAUGCGUAAGGAGGUGGUGCUUCCUGAUAGGCUGGGAGGAGAGAGAUCUGUUACCCUUGUACCUGUCGCUAUUCAUCACCUUAGCAGCCAACCUUACAGGAGAGGAGUUCAGGUGAAGACAGAAUCAAAAGACGAGACGCUGCUGCUUCCUCUGGGCAAGAGACGGAGGAUGACAGACAGGCUGUCCGAACCAACCAAAUUACUGUGUGUGAAACAGGAAGAGGAGGAGCUUCAGCUCAGCACCAUCCAUCCAGGUGUCAGAGUUUAUCCAGUCUCUCCCUGGCUGUGAGGAACAAGCCAAACAGUUCAGAGACGAGCAAAUAGAUGGUCGAGCCUUUCUUCUGCUCACCCAACAGGACAUCAUCAGGAUCAUGUCAAUCAAACUUGGCCCGGCACUCAAAAUCUACAACUCCAUCCUGAUGUUUAAACAUGCCAAGGACAAGAGCCAAUCACAUGCUGAGAAUAACAGCCAGUCACACAUUCAGGAUUCUAGCACCUGACACAUGAAACUAGGGACUACAUGAACUCUAAAGUCCUGCCCCUACAUUUCUGUCCCCUCCGCUCAGCCUAGUAUCAUCCAAUCACUAAUCAGAUUUGAACAAGUGAUGUCACUCUGAGUUCAGGUGUCCUGCAGAGAGAAAGGCUGCUGCCAUCUUUGUGUCACUCCACAUCCAGGCAUCGGAGCUUCAUUCCAGGCUCCACCCCUUUGUGGAGGCUGAACUUAGAACCCGUGAGUCCAGUCUGAAAAGGAUUCUGGGAUGUAGAGAAACAUCUGUGGUGAUGAUGUUCAGGUUGAACAUCUGGGUCCAGACCCUGAAGAGUUUCUGUGUUGCAUCAAAACAAAAGUAAACAACAACAAUUAAAAUAAAAAACACGGUAGGACUGAUUGUGGCUGAACAUUUACAGAAAUAUUAAAUAUUAUUUAUAUGAAGUUACUGUAAUCUGAUAAAACAACAACUAAAACAUAAAUACAAGCACAAGUUGGUAGAACAGGAAAUAUGAUUUGAUUGAAAGUCUUACUAUUAAAAGUUCUAUGAACAAAUAAAAAGUUUGACUACAAAUCAGUAAUACAGAAAACAGACAAACAUGUUGGAAGUCGUUAUGAAAAGUGUUGCUGAGGUGUUAAAGUUAUUAUCUUGUUAUUAACAUGCCAAAUAGAUGUCUUUACCAUGUUAAUAAGAUAAUGUAAAAAGAUGUUGAUGGAAAGUCAUGAAUAUGUGAUGUCAUAUCACAAAGAUGAUUUUAUUUUAUUUUUUUACCGUUAUUCUACGACAUAAAUGGAUGUUAAUGACAUAUUAAUGACAUGUUAAGACAGCUGUCAUGUCAACCAAAUGUCUUUCAUGUAGGUGAGUCGGAAACAUAUUGAUCAGGUGUUUUAUAUUAACAUUAAUGUUUCUUUGACACAUUAUGUUAAUGAGAUCAAACAUAAUGAGAUUGAGACAAUAAUGUGYGAUUACAUGUUAAUAAGACAUUGUAUUCUAAAGAAAAUGUCAUGGUCAUGUUGGUGUUUUGUUAUUGUCCURUUUUUAAGAAAAGUUAUCUUAUUAAUGAGGGGAUGAUGUUGGUGUGUCUUCUUCAUCUUUACAUGUUAUUAAUAUGUCACCCAGCUGACAUAUUUGAGAGAUGGUGAUGUAAUAUUAAAAUAAUAAUGUGUUAGAGA
Messenger RNA from Austrofundulus limnaeus, 2322 nucleotides. It is a transcript of the gene l3mbtl4, whose product is annotated as L3MBTL histone methyl-lysine binding protein 4. Gene Ontology annotation, molecular function: zinc ion binding; histone binding; chromatin binding. Gene Ontology annotation, cellular component: nucleus. The record is from RefSeq and is a predicted model, not a curated record. Gene Ontology annotation, biological process: negative regulation of DNA-templated transcription. NCBI's taxonomy places the organism in Eukaryota, Metazoa, Chordata, Actinopteri, Cyprinodontiformes, Rivulidae.